This is a messenger RNA of Menidia menidia (Atlantic silverside), 189 nucleotides long. The record is from the annotation of a GenBank genome assembly. Lineage: Eukaryota; Metazoa; Chordata; Actinopteri; Atheriniformes; Atherinopsidae.
AUGUUCGGUUCCGGUGGAGAGAUGAGCAACGCUCAGCUCCUUCAGCAGAGGGAGUGCGUCCUGAGCAUCGCUCAGUUCCUGCAGCAGAACCCCCGAGCCUCGCAGGCCCAGAUCAGCGCCCAGGUGGAGAAGAGCGUGGUGGUUUUCGCUGCCCGGGUCAGAGCCCUGGAGACGGCCCGCUUCUUCUGA